Molecule: messenger RNA, 2820 nt
Organism: Fusarium pseudograminearum CS3096
Lineage: Eukaryota; Fungi; Ascomycota; Sordariomycetes; Hypocreales; Nectriaceae
Exons: 5
Coding region: 1-2820 (939 amino acids)
Biological process (GO): tetrahydrofolate interconversion
Cellular component (GO): cytosol
Molecular function (GO): formate-tetrahydrofolate ligase activity; ATP binding; methylenetetrahydrofolate dehydrogenase (NADP+) activity
Source: RefSeq, a predicted model, not a curated record
AUGGUUGCUACGAAGCUCGAUGGCAAUGCCAUUGCCAAGUCGAUCAGAGAGAAGCUCUGUGCCGAAGUGAAUGAGAAACAGAAGAUUAACCCCAGAUUCAAGCCUUGCCUCAAGAUCAUCCAAGUCGGUGAUCGCUCAGACUCUUCUACUUAUGUUCGCAUGAAGCUCAAGGCUGCCGCUGAGGCUGGCAUUGACAGCCAAUUACUGCACUAUCCUGAAUCUAUCUCCGAGGCAGAGCUCCUUGACCAUAUUCGCCAGCACAACAACGAUCCUGCUGUCCAUGGUAUCUUGGUUCAAUUGCCUCUCCCCAAGCACAUUUCUGAGUAUACCGUUACGUCUUUUGUGGCAGACGAGAAGGAUGUCGACGGCUUCGGCACCAAGAACAUUGGAGAGCUCGCCAAGAGGGGUGGCAAGCCUCUUUUCAUCCCUUGCACACCCAAGGGUUGCAUGAUCCUCCUCAAGGAGUCUGGUAUUGAACUGAAGGGCAAGAAUGCCGUCGUCCUUGGAAGAAGUGACAUUGUCGGCAGCCCCGUUAGUUAUCUCUUGCGAAACGCUGAUGCUACUGUUACCGUUGUGCACUCCAAGACACAAAACAUUGAGCAGCAUGUCCGAAACGCAGAUGUUGUCGUCGCCGCUAUUGGCCAGCCUCUCUUUGUCCCGGGCAGCUGGAUCAAGCCUGGCGCUGUUGUCAUCGAUGUUGGAACCAACUUCCUUCCUGAUGCGACCAAGAAGUCUGGCCACCGACUUGUUGGCGAUGUGGACUACGCCUCUGCAGUCGAGGUUGCCUCCGCCAUCACCCCCGUUCCUGGCGGUGUCGGACCCAUGACUGUUGCCAUGUUGAUGCAGAACGUUGUCGAUGCUACGACUUGGUACUUUGAGUCUCAGAAGCUUCGCAAGACCAUUCCCCUACCCCUGAAGCUGGAGGACCCCGUCCCCUCGGAUAUCGCCGUUUCGCGAGCUCAAACACCCAAGGAUAUCACACGAAUUGCUGCCGAGAUUGGCAUUGCACCCCACGAGCUGGAACCAUACGGCGCAUACAAGGCCAAGGUUGACCUUGGUCUCAUGCAACGACUGGAGCACCGAAGAAACGGUCGUUAUGUCGUUGUCACUGGUAUCACUCCUACUCCUCUUGGCGAGGGUAAGUCCACAACAACUAUGGGCUUGGCUCAGGCUUUGGGAGCUCAUGUCGGACGCAUGACAUUUGCCAAUGUACGACAACCCAGCCAGGGCCCUACCUUUGGUAUCAAGGGAGGUGCUGCCGGAGGAGGCUACAGUCAGGUCAUCCCUAUGGACGAGUUCAACAUGCAUUUGACUGGCGAUAUCCACGCCAUUGGUGCCGCCAACAACCUGCUAGCGGCUGCUAUCGAGACCCGUAUCUUCCACGAGAACACCCAGAAAGACGGUCCCUUGUACAAGCGACUAGUCCCCGUCAAGAAUGGUGCGAGGAAGUUUGCUCCUGUCAUGUUCCGUCGUUUGAAGAAGCUCGGAAUCGACAAGACCAACCCCGACGAGUUGACAGAAGACGAGAUCCACCGAUUCGCCCGACUGGAUAUCGACCCCGAGACCAUCACUUGGAGGCGAGUUCUCGACGUGAAUGACCGUCACCUGCGAGGCAUCACAGUGGGUGCCGCCCCCACUGAGAAGGGACAGACGCGAGAGACCGGAUUCGACAUCACUGUUGCUAGUGAGUGUAUGGCCAUCCUCGCUCUCAGUAACAACCUGGCUGAGAUGCGUGAGCGUCUGGGGUCCAUGGUCGUAGCCACAUCACGAGGUGGUGACCCUGUUACAGCUGACGACCUUGGUGCUGGUGGUGCCCUCACUGCUCUCAUGAAGGAUGCUAUCAAGCCUAACCUCAUGCAGACCCUCGAGGGCACUCCCGUCUUUGUCCAUGCUGGUCCCUUUGCCAACAUUAGCAUCGGACAGAGCUCUAUCCUUGCUGACAAGCUUGCACUGAAGCUUGCCGGUACCGAAGCUGAUGAAGACCAUCAGGAGAAGGCCGGUUUUGUCGUCACUGAGGCUGGCUUUGACUUCACCAUGGGAGGUGAGCGAUUCUUCAACAUCAAGUGCCGUACCUCUGGACUCGUUCCAGACGUCGUUGUCAUCGUUGCCACAGUCCGAGCUCUCAAGGUCCACGGAGGUGCCCCCCCUAUCGCCCCUGGUGCUUCCCUCAGCCCUGUCUACAAGGAAGAGAACGUCGAUAUCCUGCGUGCUGGCUGCGUGAACCUCAAGAAGCAAAUUGCCAAUGCCAAGUCAUUUGGUAUUCCUGUCGUCGUUGCAAUCAACAAGUUUGCGACCGACACAGAUGCUGAAAUUGCUGUCAUCCGCGAGGAGGCUGUCUCGGCUGGCGCUGAGGAUGCCAUCCUGUCUAACCACUGGGCCGAGGGUGGUAAGGGUGCCGUUGAUCUGGCCCACGGUGUCAUUGCGGCAGCUGAGAAGCCCAAGGACCUCAAGUUCACCUACAACCUCGAGGGAACCGUCCAAGAGCGUCUCGAGGCCAUUGGAAAACAGAUGUAUGGUGCCGAGAAGGUCGAGCUCAGCGAGCUUGCUCAGAAAAAGGUUGACACAUACACUCGGCAAGGAUUUGGUCACCUGCCUAUUUGUGUGGCUAAGACACAAUACUCUCUUUCUCACGAUCCCGACCUGAAGGGUGCUCCUACUGGCUUCACGGUUCCCAUUCGCGAUGUCAGACUGGCUGCUGGAGCAGGAUAUUUCUAUGCCCUUGCUGCUGAUAUCCAAACAAUCCCAGGUCUGCCAACAGCACCUGGUUAUCUCAACGUUGAUGUCAACGUGGAGACAGGCGAGAUCGAGGGUCUGUUUUAA